This is a messenger RNA of Humulus lupulus (European hop), 459 nucleotides long. RefSeq lists its product as uncharacterized. The record is from RefSeq and is a predicted model, not a curated record. Bases 1 to 459 code for a protein of 152 amino acids. The transcript has a single exon. NCBI's taxonomy places the organism in Eukaryota, Viridiplantae, Streptophyta, Magnoliopsida, Rosales, Cannabaceae.
AUGGAACUAGAAGCACAACAGUUGAAAGAUCUCAAGGCAAAGAAUUAUCACUUCCAAGCUAUUGACUGCUCAAUCUUGGAAACCAUUCUUUGCAAGGACACUUCAAAACAUAUUUGGCAUGCCAUGAAGAAGAAGUACCAAGGUUCAACAAAAUCAAAGAGGCAGCAGCUUCAAGCACUUCGUACGGAGUUCGAAACAUUUCGAAUGAAGACAAGAGAAAUGGUAUCAGAUUAUCUCUCUCGAGCAAUGACAAUCAUGAACAAGAUGCAAAUCCAUGGUGAUAAGAUGGGGGACGUCACUAUAGUUGAGAAAAUUCUUCCAACCAUGACUCCAAAUUUUAAUUAUAUUGUUUGUUCAAUAGAAGAAGCUAACGAUAUUGAUAAACUUUCAGUUGACGAAUUACAUUUUUCUUUGUUAGUUCAUGACCACAAACUUAAUCAGCAGGCGAAAGGGGAGUAG